GAACGAAAUUUUAAAUUGGAUAAUCAAAUAUCCUCAGAAUCAUUUUCAUAUUUUCUUUCACUAUUACUGUUUGAUGAUUCCCAUAAAAAGAUAUUUGAAGAUCACAAUCGUAUUGUUAUUCAUUAUUAAUUGUUCAGAAACGAUUCAGGAUUCAGUUGCUUAACCCCUUAACGUUUGUGAUUCGAAGGAGUUAAAAAAAUUUCAGGGAAAUGUCUGAGGUUACUAGUAAAGAGUCUGGUGCAAACCCCUCUGGAUUAUAUGGGACGCAUACAUGGACAAUUGUGAAAUUUUCAAAAAUAAGUAAGCCAGAGAUCCGUAGCAAUGUUUUUGAAGUUGGUGGCCACCAAUGGUCUAUUUUAGUUUAUCCAAAAGGCUGUGACGUACCAACCCAUCUCUCUUUGUUUCUCUGUGUUGCAAACUGUGAUAAACUUCUUCCAGGUUGGAAUCAUUUUGCUCAGUUUACUAUUUCUAUGGUGAAUAAAGAUCCAAAGAAAUCAAAGCAUUCAGAUACAUUACACAAGUUUGGGAAGAAAGAGCAUGAUUGGGGAUGGAAAAAGUAUAUGGAGUUACCUAAGUUACAUGACGGUUUCAUUGAUGAGUACGGCUCUCUUACAAUAAUGGCUCAAGUCCAGGUCAUUAGAGACAGGGUGGACCGACCUUUUCCCUGCCUUGAUGUUCACUAUAGGAGAGAACUUGUUAGGGUUUAUUUAAAAGAAGUGGAGCCUAUUUUCUUGAGUUUUAUGAAAGAGAAAAGAAGCAAGUUGAUGGAGGACAAGACCAGAUGGGAAAGCUUAUGUACCUUUUGGUUAGGGAUGGAUCAAAAAUCAAGGCGAGAGAUGUCUCAAGAGAAAAUGGAAGUGAUUCUAAAACUAGUUGUGAAACAUUUCUACAUCAAGAAGGAAGUUACAUCCUCUUUGGUGAUGGAUUUCUUGUUUCAUGGGUUAAACUAUUUUGUAUGGAGUAGUACCACCCAGGAGAAAAUACUACAUACAAUUUCAAGACAAAUGGGGAAACUCCUUAAGGAUGAUUUGGAUUCUUCAAUAUUGAAUGCUCUUGAAGAAGAACCAAAGAAAGAGAGAGCAGCUGAUGUCAAAAACUUGCCAGCUCCAAUUGUUAGUGUAAACAAAGACAUGUUUGUGUUAGUUGAUGAUGCAAUGUUACUCAUGGAGAAAGCUGUUCUUGAACCAUUGCCUGAUGAGAGUGGUCCGCAAAACCGUAUGGAGGUUGGUAACGACGGAGGGCGUGAGGAUGAGAAGCGAUUAACUGAGUUUGCUAGACGCACGUUGGAGGUAUUUAUUCUUGAUCAUAUCUUAUGCAACAAAGUUGAAGGUGCAUAUAAAGAAGCUAUUGCAUUGAAAAUGCAAGAAGAGCUUAUUCGUGAAGAAGAAGAAAAUCUGAACGACGGCAUCGUCGUUUGUGGAUCCUUCUCGUGCUGCCGGUUAGGCAUUUGUAAAACGAUAUGGAUGGUCCGGGAAUGAUUCUUUGAGCAGGUUAGAGCGGUGGGGGUUCAAUGGAAGCUGUAGGCGCUGUGUGUUUCAAGGUCUGAGGGCGCCUUUCUCUCCAGUGGCUCGUGGCAACUAGUAGCUCUCUCUGUUCCGGUUCUUCCUCUGGUCAUUCGCCGCUACGCUCUUGGCUUUGCUUGUGUCGUGUCUCUUAUGUUUCAUUGUUGUUUUGGCUUUGGUUCUUAGGACCUUCUGGUAGUUUAAGUUCUGCAUCUUCUGCUACUAGUUCAUCCUAGUAAUUUUUGUAAAAAAUCUUAAAAGCUUGGUAUAAAGUUAACAUUUUACCAAAAAAAAAAGGAAAAAAAGAAGA
Molecule: messenger RNA, 1812 nt
Organism: Brassica napus (rape)
Lineage: Eukaryota; Viridiplantae; Streptophyta; Magnoliopsida; Brassicales; Brassicaceae
Product: TNF receptor-associated factor homolog 1a-like
Exons: 8
Coding region: 210-1478 (422 amino acids)
Molecular function (GO): protein binding
Source: RefSeq, a predicted model, not a curated record